Molecule: messenger RNA, 801 nt
Organism: Serinus canaria (Common canary)
Lineage: Eukaryota; Metazoa; Chordata; Aves; Passeriformes; Fringillidae
Gene: ORMDL3
Product: ORMDL sphingolipid biosynthesis regulator 3
Exons: 4
Coding region: 163-624 (153 amino acids)
Biological process (GO): negative regulation of ceramide biosynthetic process; intracellular sphingolipid homeostasis; ceramide metabolic process
Cellular component (GO): endoplasmic reticulum membrane
Source: RefSeq, a predicted model, not a curated record
CCGGACUACAGCUCCCGGCGUGCUGCGGCGGGGCGGGCCGAGGGGCCGCCGGGAGCGCACCGGGAGAGCACCGGGAGCGCGGCGGAGCGAGCGCCGGCCCCGCCGAGCCGAGCCGGGCCGGACCGGGCGGGAGCGGGGCUCCUGCCAGCCAGGAGAGGCAGGAUGAACGUGGGAACAGCGCACAGCGAGGUGAACCCCAACACCCGGGUGAUGAACAGCCGCGGCAUCUGGCUGUCCUACGUGCUGGGCAUCGGGCUGCUGCACGUCGUGCUCCUCAGCAUCCCCUUCUUCAGCGUCCCCGUGGUCUGGACCCUCACCAACAUCAUCCACAACCUGAGCAUGUACAUCUUCCUGCACACCGUGAAGGGAACCCCCUUCGAGACCCCGGACCAGGGCAAGGCCCGGCUGCUCACGCACUGGGAGCAGAUGGAUUAUGGAGUCCAGUUCACCGCGUCCCGCAAGUUCCUCACCAUCAUGCCCAUCGUCCUGUAUUUUCUAACCAGCUUUUACACCAAGUACGACCGGGUACACUUCAUCAUCAACACCAUCUCCCUCAUGAGCGUCCUGAUCCCCAAACUGCCUCAGUUCCACGGAGUGAGGAUCUUUGGCAUCAACAAGUACUGAGCGGCGUGGCCGGAGCGGAUGGCGGAGGAGCGGGGCCGAGGGGGGAAUUCCUCUCUCCAGCCCUAUUUCCUCCCCCCACACAGACUGGGAUGUGGUUUGGCUGUUUAAAGGCAGAUCCCAACAGACACAUUCCGCAUGCUGGAUCCUCGUGCCCAAUAAAUCCAAACCAGCUCCAGA